AUGUUUAUAAGGCGAAGUAAGCAUAGGACUCUCCAGGAAGCUGUUGCAAGUGCCAUGCAAGAAGAAUGUAUUCGAAUGAAUGAAGGAAAUGUGAACAAGGUUAACAAGAGAAAUAAUGUUUAUACAGGGGAAAAAGAAAGGGAUGUUUAUGAACCGAGUUCAAAGAAGAACAAUUAUUCAGAAAGUCCGAUAAACAACAGUAGAUUUCAAAAUAAGAUAUAUAAACAGUGUACCAAUUGUGGAAAAAGAGGACACACAAGAGAGUACUGUUGGAGUAAGACACAUUCAAACAAUCAGAACAUUUCAAAUCAGACGGUACCAGAGAAAGACACCGCCCAGAUUAGCGGUGGUACCGUCCAGCAGUUAAACAACAACCGGUCGGAGCAAUAG
This is a messenger RNA of Mytilus trossulus (common blue mussel), 390 nucleotides long. RefSeq lists its product as uncharacterized. The transcript has a single exon. Bases 1 to 390 code for a protein of 129 amino acids. The record is from RefSeq and is a predicted model, not a curated record. Gene Ontology annotation, molecular function: zinc ion binding; nucleic acid binding. Lineage: Eukaryota; Metazoa; Mollusca; Bivalvia; Mytilida; Mytilidae.